UUGAAGUCAUAUGGUGGUGCGCGGUCAAUCGGCACUUACGGAUAAUGUCGCUGCGGCUAGAUAUCAUACGGAUUAAAAAUGCUUAGGCGGAUAAUUUUAGUUCGUUGUACCACGCGUAGUAUAACUGUAGUCUUCAGGCUCUUCACGAUUGCUUCCUCCAGUACGUGAAUCUCACGUAACAGCCCGAUGCACAGCCAUGCACACAUGGAUCCGACGAGCUUCAGACCUGUUCCAGUGGGGCUCCGGGAAGUCGAGGUCCACUCAGAAAUCGUCCGGAGCGUCGGAUGGAGAGCUAAUCUAUUGCAAGAACAAUAUCUGCGUCCACCCACCCGUCUCGGACAAGGCUGGUGUCUCCCAUCAUCCAGGAUACCUGACCAUCAAAGCUCAAAAUGAUCCGGUGGUUGGCUGCACGCUGUGGUUGACGUGGAUCCCGAACACCUCGCUCAAGAAGCACCCACACAGCCUGGAGAACCGCAGCACCUGCAGCUCUCCGUGCCGUAGCACCUGCCCAAGUACCUGCCCGAGUAUCUGCCCCAGCCCCACCUCCCUGAAACGCAUGGUUCCCUCUCUCGAAUUCCGCGACUCCGACAGACAGGACGAGUCGUGUCACAGAUGGCCAGAAGGACAGAGUAUCAGCUCCCUCGCCUCAGAAGUGGGCAGUCCUCGUGAAGAGGGUGGAAGCUUGGAUUCGUGGACGGCCAGCGACAGAGCGGAAAUGACUGCCUCCACCGUGGAGUCACCCGGACUUUCGCUGGAUCCAAGUGACGCGGAGAGCGGAACGCUGACGUGCGAACCGGCUUGUCCGGAGCAGGCCGGACCGCCGGAGCCGCCACCUCAGAGCCAGACUGAUUCCGGCAUCGGACCCGAAGAAGUGUCCGCCGCUUUGGAAUCUAUGAUCAGCUGCCUCGAUCGAAUAGGGACAGACGCUAAUGUCUGCACCGGAGGCACCAUCCACGAACAUCCAGAUUCUGCUGUUGGAAGCCUGUCGGAAAAAGAUAGCUCAGCGACAGAACGCGCCGCGGCACUGUGCGAGCCGGAAAGCCAAAGCGCGGAACUAGAGCAAGAAGUGAUAGGUAGUACUACGGACGUGUUGAAGGAAAAUGGAGAGCACGAAACGGAUUCUGUCGACAUCGAAGUCUGCUCUGGAUUGGAUACCUCCGACAGCAGGGAGAUACCAACGGUCAUGCUGAGCAGGCACAGUCGCAGCAGACACUCGGGCGGAAACUCUAGUUCCACGUCUACGUGUUCGUCGAGUUCUAGUUUUAGUUCUUCGGAGAGGGGAGCCGCUAAAUCCAGGAAGGAUACCACUGAGUCCCUCAGAACGCGACUGCUCCUGCAAGAGGGCACGCCUGAGUCGCUGGCAGUGGCUCACAACUUGGCUUUCCCGGAGCAGGUCCAGCCUUCCUCGUCGCCGGACUCCUCGAGGAGUCCGACCGCGUGCCGUCGCAUCACCUUGCUGAGGGAGAGUCCGUGCGGAGUGUUCUCGGUGGAUCUCAGCCACAUGCGCUCGCUUCGUCUGCUGUUCAGCAACAAGGAAUGCACAUGUGGCCAGCUGGUGAUUGCCAGUCGAGAGAGCCAAUACAAAAUAUUCCACUUCCAUCACGGAGGUCUGGACAGGUUGGCACAAGUCCUUGGAAGCUUAGACUUCUUGCUAAAAGGAAAGCACACGAACAGGAACGAAAGCUGCCCAUACGCCCACUUUUCUGUCUGGAAGCCGCAAGUGCCCGAUGAAGAAUGCCACCCGGAAGAAGGCAUCUUCACUCAAGUCGACGAAUCUGUCUGGAGAGGUCACAUGACAUCGGAGGGCGUGAUUGAGGACGAGCUACAGCUGAGAAAAGCUAUCUUCUUCAAGGGCCUCGACCCCAGGUUACGUAAGGAGGUGUGGCCUUUCCUCCUGCAGCACUACAGCUUUGCGUCCACUCUUGAGGAACGGGAACAGAUUCGCAACGACAAGUACAUCGAGUACCAGAACAUACGUCUGCUACGGGAGAACAUGAACGAAAAGGAGCGAGAGUGCUUUUGGCGCAACGUCGAGUGCAUCGUCGAGAAGGACGUCAUUCGUACCGACCGCACCAACCCGUUCUACGCUGGUGACGACAACCCCAACAUCGAAACCAUGAAGAAUAUCCUGCUAAAUUACGCGGCCUAUCAGCCUUGGAUGGGUUACACCCAGGGAAUGUCAGACCUUCUAGCGCCGGUCCUAACAGAGUUGCAGGAUGAGACGCAAGCCUUUUGGUGCUUUGUGGGCCUCAUGCAACACACCAUAUUUGUGUCUUCUCCCAGGGACGGUGACAUGGACACCAAUUUGAACUACCUGCGCGAACUGCUGCGAGUGAUGACUCCGCGUUUUUACGAGCACCUCAGUCACCGUCCCGAGGCGCUGGAGCUGCUCUUCGUGCAUCGGUGGCUCCUCCUGUGCCUGAAGCGCGAGUUCCGCGAAUCCGAGGCCCUGCAGAUGUGGGAGAGCUGUUGGGCCAGCCACCAGACGUGCCACUUCCACCUGUUCCUCUGCACCGCCAUUGUUGCCCUGUAUGGGGAAGAUGCCGUGGAACAGGACCUGAGGCCCGACGAGAUGCUUCUCUACUUUAGCUCCCUGGCCAUGCAUAUGGAUGGAGAGCUUGUACUCAGGAAGGCACGUGGUCUGCUGCACCAGUUCAGACUCCUUCCACGAGUUCCGUGCACGCUGGCUGGUCUCUGCGAACUCUGCGGAUCCGGAAUGUGGGACAGCCGGCCCGUUCCCCUCAUCGACUGUCGGGGCCACUACGGCGAACAGCGCUCCUGUCCCUGGGGGGGACAGGACCCCCCGCCGGGAACGGUGAAACACCUCUGACCCCCACCCAAGGUUGCCGGACACCCGUGCCAGUGUGGCCAUCCGUGCAUCUUCCCACCCAGAGACGUCGUGUGUUCUGUGCUCGGAAAAAUCUUCAGGCGACGCUGAUCCCUGCGAGGGGACACGCGGCGUCGUGCGCAGCCGCGGCUGUUUGCGGACCUUUGGGAGCUGGACGGUGCCUUCUUUACAUCCGUGGUCGUAAGGCGAGCCACGCGUUAAAGGCGAAAAGAGAUUACGAUGAAAUCAAAGCUAGUCACUUCUAGUCCCGAACGCAAGGGGACCAGUUUUUAGUAGGUGGAUGUUCGAAAUGCCGUAUUUUCCAGAGCACUUUAUUCUCUCAGCUGUUAUGACCGUGUGAGAUGUUGAGAUAUUACGGGAUUAUAACGAUCGAGUGUCCCACAUUGUGACAACCAACAUUGGGCAGGUAUUUUAGACGUGUCGUUGUUUUAGCAUGCCCGCAUAACCUGGUUAACCCGGGUAAACUGGGAAUUGUUUUUGCUUCUCCAUUUGGCAGCUUGAAACAUUGUGUGUUUGCGAAGAUUACGACUUGCGCACGAGCACUGUACGGGACUUACUUACGGGACUGUACGGGACUUACUUACGGGACUGUACGGGACUUUGACACCUAAGGUGCGUAGAGGCUGGACUCCAUACCUCGCAACAGUAGCCAAGCAGCUGCAACUAGCGCGUCUGCCGUUUUUUGCUUCUUCUGGACAUCUCACAGCUUACACGCAAUGCUGUGCUACAGGUGACUACAACAAUAGCAGUCAAUGGGGUGGGGUGGGGUGAGCACAGCUGCACCUGAAAAAGGAACUGUGCCCACAUAGUACCUCAAUCUACUCGGAUGAUGUACCCCGAACCAUGCCUUGAACAGAGAAAAAAAAAAUCGUGAAGCCCCUGAACGGGGUACACAAUGUGAGGAACACUUCAAUGUCAUUUGUGGGAAUUAUUGCAUGUAAAGUCGCUUGAUAGGCAGGCACACAUUCUUCCUGAUGCCAUUGAGUCAUGUGAUUGGCCCUGAGAAAUUACAUGAAGGAAGGUACAUUUGGGGAAAAACACAUGACAAGACACUGAAACCGGGAGGUCCUUAGGCCUUUGCACAACGGGUGGCGUUUCAAACCAUUGCAUGUUACGCAGAGCGUGCUGCUGUCUGGAAUACGCUGUCUACAGUCUUUCAUUUGCGAGCUAUGGGAUCCAGCCUUAACAGGUCCAUUAAAUCGUUCUAAAGCCUUUACUAGACAACCUGAUUUUGUUGCGCUGGAAACAACAGCUAAGUCAAGCGGAAUAGUGGCAGCCAAAGGACAGAAAUGUGCCAAAGCGCAAUUUGCUCUUGCAAAACUUGUGAAACAAAAAGUGCUAAAGUUGAAGCGCUAAUAACAAUCACACUCUCUUAGCUGGUCUCAAGUGUCUGUGUACAACCAGACCUCAUUGCCGGACUUUCCGACAUUAGUAUUUUCAUCAACUGCCCCCAUGCCCAGUAUUUCAUCUGUCGCAAAAAUAGUUCUUAGGGUCUGAGUGGAGACAAUCUCAACAAGGAGGAAACCUGUCCACUUACCAUUUCCCUUGGUUCGUUUCCUUGCAGAACUGUUAACACGUGCAAAUUGUUGCUAAGCGACGGCGAGUGGCAUGUUUUGAAGUUGUCCGUGUCAGUGUUUUGCCAUUUGUUGCUUUGUGAUGUGCUUUCUGCAUUAAUAAUCCUCUUCUAUUCUCGAUCCUUUUAGAUGUUGUGUGAAAGUGGGCUGUACAUACGUAUGCUACGCUUUGUGACGCAUCACUCGAAGUAGUGACAUCCGACGUUCCUUUGCUGUCAUCCUGUGCGACCACACUGUGUUCCUGAGGUGUUCACGUAAUGCUCAGUGCAGUAUCGCGAGAGCCAACGUGUCCUGCGGAGGACAUAUUUUUUGGCGUGCGUUUCUCAAUUUCUACAGUGUGCAGUCUGUACACACUGCGUUAUCCUGAUAUUGCCCAAAAGACGGUUGGUUCUUGUUUGCGAGACCAGACUGUCGUAGCACCAGUCCUUUUGUCUAGCGCAGCUCUUGUUAGGCACGAAGCGCUUUUCGUCACUGGUUUUCUCUCCACGCUCCCGUCUGUGGCACCGGUAAUGGCGGGAGUUAUACCAGAAAGACGAAGUCCCCCAAGCGUCUCUUUCGACGCAAAGCGUUGUUAAACGAGUACGCAUCCUUGAUGUGUACCGCUUGAAGUGUACUUAACUAUAGCACAGUUUCAUCAGAUAGGGCUGGAGCAGAGACACCCAAGUGGCGCUUAGGAAAGUUAGCAAGAGAAUCGUUCAAUUAGUUGACAAGAAAGUGUUUGAGCUAGGUCACUUAGCUGAUAGCUCUGCCAUGGGUAGGUUUGCUGUAUUCUGACCCAGUGCGUCUGGUUCACGACACGCUCAUCUCAAACAGAAGUGGUGCAGCCCUGCCCUUCUUUCCCUUCGUCUGUCCAGGGCGCCACUAGGGUGGCCCCGACCAGCUCCAGCAGGUGUAACGGUGUGAUUGUUAAAUAUGCCUUGAGCUGUACAUAAGCUUCCUGACAGAACUCUGUUUUUUUACGAUUUUCGAAGGUAAUGUUCUGGGUAAAUGUGCACACUUUUCUUGCGAUAUAACUAGUCAUUGUGGUGGUGUGUGCAUUUUUUGCCUCGCCCUAUUUUGUAGCAUGUAAUGUGGUCACGAUGCAUUCCUCUUUUUUUUUUUUUUUUACUCCUCUUGGAGUAAGAUUGGUGUUCAUUUUAUAGGCGUAUUUUCCGAGGCAACAUUCAACAGUAUUAUAAUACUAAUGCAGAACAAAAUGAGAUGCACAAGAUUGUUAACAAGAUACAUAACACCACAAUUUUUUUUGUAAUUUCUUGCAGCAUGGGCUCUGUGCAAAAUGAUGAUAGGGAUUUGAUGAUUGCCUGCACAGAAAUGUUACAAAAGUUAGCGCAAGAUACAAGCUUAGAAAAGUAAAACACGUAACAACUUCCAAUGCAGUAAUGCAUUUGUUCAGCAUUUCAGUUUAAAGAAAUGUUGGAUCCUUAAAUCUCUGUUUUGGAUUUCAAAGCUACCAUAAUUUAUUUUAUUCUUACAUGUGCGUGUUUGGCACUGUGAGGAAAAACAUUGCUAAGCGUGGUACCUGGACCCUUUUUUGUGUGUUUUUUCGGCACUCUCUGGCAGAUAUUUAUAGGUACACAUGUACAUAUGUGAUCAUGGUUGUGCAUUGGUAUAGUUAUGAGUAAAACAUGUGCCUCAAUCAGAUAAGUAUAUAUCCAUGAAGUGUGAAUAAAAUUUGUUUUUAUAAAAGUA
Messenger RNA from Ornithodoros turicata, 6111 nucleotides. It is a transcript of the gene TBC1D16, whose product is annotated as TBC1 domain family member 16-like. Gene Ontology annotation, cellular component: early endosome. The transcript has 12 exons. Gene Ontology annotation, biological process: activation of GTPase activity. Lineage: Eukaryota; Metazoa; Arthropoda; Arachnida; Ixodida; Argasidae. Bases 197 to 2830 code for a protein of 877 amino acids. The record is from RefSeq and is a predicted model, not a curated record. Gene Ontology annotation, molecular function: GTPase activator activity.